Messenger RNA from Drosophila elegans, 1542 nucleotides. Its product is annotated as basic proline-rich protein. The record is from RefSeq and is a predicted model, not a curated record. The transcript has 2 exons. Bases 197 to 1435 code for a protein of 412 amino acids. NCBI's taxonomy places the organism in Eukaryota, Metazoa, Arthropoda, Insecta, Diptera, Drosophilidae.
GAACAUUUGGGCAUCAUUCGAUUUGUGAUUUUGCAACGAAGACGUCGCAUCGGCUUCCAGCAAUAUCGUGUGCGGUUCGGUUCGUCUGCGAAACCGGUAAUAAUUCGAUUCGCUGAUUAGUGAUUUUUCGUGUGUUGUCUUGCGGCUGCGAGGAAAACUCGGAAAAACCGCGGCGCUCAUUUGGCAACUGGCAGAAAUGCGCUGUUUCCUGCCUUUGGUGGCCCUGCUCCUGGCAGCGGGGCUCGUCCACGCGGAUGUCUCCCACCUGGACACGGAUCUGCAGGAGGAUGGCUAUCACUACAAGCAGCCGUCGGUGCCGUUUCCGCCUCCGGGCUCGGGAAAUGGCAUUGAGGACGGUGGCAUAGGCCCAGGACCUUCGCCCUCGGCUCCGGCUCCUUCCUAUGGACCACCGCAGACGCAGCCACCUCGUCCCCAGCCACAGCCAACUCCCACAGCUCCAGCUCCGUCUCCUUCCUAUGGACCACCGCAGACGCAGCCACCACGUCCUCCACCGCAGCCAACUCCCACGGCUCCUGCUCCUGCCCCGUCUCCUUCGUAUGGACCACCGCAGACCCAGCCACCUCGUCCUCCACCGCAGCCAACUCCCUCGGCUCCUGCACCAUCUUACGGACCUCCCCAGACGCCGCCACCUCGUCCGUCGUCGCAGCCAACUCCCUCGGCUCCAGCUCCCUCCUAUGGACCACCACAACCACAGCCUCCGGCGCCACAGCCUCCAUCCCCGCAACCUGGACCGGAGUACCUGCCACCACCACCCCCUGCACCUCCUGCACCCAGGCCACAACCCACUCCGCCACCACCUCCUCCACCCAGGCCGCAGCCCACUCCUGGCUAUGGUCCACCACCUCCGCCUCCAGGACCUGGUCCCAAGCCUCCAGGACCACGCCCACAGCCGGGAUCUGAGUACCUGCCGCCUCCUGGCGAGAACGAGGUGACCCCAACUCAACCGCAGCCAACUGCUCCAGUGCCGGAAUACGGUCCACCACCUCCGUCCAAGCCUGCACCACCUCCGGGGCCCACUUAUCAGCCACGUCCCCCAGCACCACCUGCACCACCAGCACCUGCACCUGGACCCACUUAUCAGCCACGCCCACCAAGUCCGCCUGCUCCUGCACCUGGACCCACUUAUCAGCCACGCCCGCCAAGUCCUCCUGCACCACCAGCACCCACUUAUCAGCCACGCCCACCCGCACCACCUGCCCCAGCACCGGGACCCACUUACCAGCCACGCCCGCCAGCACCACCUGCUCCUGCCCCAGGACCCACCUAUCAGCCACGUCCCCCAGCACCACCUGCACCACCAGCACCCACCCAGGAGUACGGACCACCACCACCCACCAGUGGUGGCGAUGAGGCGGGCUCGCUGGGACCCGAUGGCUACAACUACAACAAGCCUGCCAAACCCUUUACCUUCUAGACAAGUACUCAAGUCCACUGUACUGUGAACCACCAUUGGACCCACAGCCCACCACCCCAACCACCAAAAUCUUUUUCCAAAUAAAAAACAAAUCUCGAAAAGCCAAA